Molecule: messenger RNA, 1026 nt
Organism: Aspergillus oryzae RIB40
Lineage: Eukaryota; Fungi; Ascomycota; Eurotiomycetes; Eurotiales; Aspergillaceae
Exons: 2
Coding region: 1-1026 (341 amino acids)
Source: RefSeq, a predicted model, not a curated record
AUGCGUCUUAUAAAUGUACAAACCUUUGCGCUGGAGGAGUUCUUCAACGAGCAAGUCCCUCCUUACGCCAUACUUUCACAUACGUGGGGAAAUGAUGAAGAUGAAGUGUCAUUUCGCGAUAUUACCGAGAGAAAUACCGGGGAUGCCAGCUGGCCAGUUAAAUUCAAGGGCUGUUGCGAACGUGCAGAAAAGGAUGGCUUUACACAUGCAUGGAUCGACACCUGUUGUAUUGACAAGACCAACUCAGUCGAACUCGGUGAAGCCAUCAAUUCUAUGUUCCGAUGGUAUAGCAAUGCCUCUGUUUGCUAUGUCUAUUUCUCCGAUGUUACUACCGACGAUCGCAAACAGUUACCCUCUCAAAUAUCCUCCAGCCGGUGGUUUCAACGGGGUUGGACAUUGCAAGAGCUUCUAGCACCGAGUCGUCUUCUUUUCUUUAAUUCACAGUGGGUGGAUAUUGGCAGUAAAGCCCAAUGGGCAGGCCUGAUCGAAACGAUCACAGGCAUCUUGCGCGCAUUCCUCCUCGGGAGAAGACCGUUGUCAGAGGCAAGUAUUGCACAACGUAUGUCUUGGGCUUCAAAACGAACAACAAAGCGGAAGGAGGACAUCGCUUAUUGUCUUCUUGGGAUUUUCAAUAUCAUGAUGCCAAUGAUAUACGGAGAGGGUGACCACGCAUUCACACGUCUACAAAGAGAGAUUAUAAGAGAAACCCGGGAUGACUCUAUCUUUGCAUGGGGCUUGAAAUCUGCAGGGCCUGUCUCAACUGAGCCCCAGGAAAUGAUAUCUGCCGGAAUAUUUGCGCCCUCGCCAGCCAGCUUCAUUGGCAGCGGUCAUAUUCUCUCACUGGAGCGUGAGAGCAAAUGCCGGACUGCAUUCGGCUUUGACCGUGGAUAUAUCCGAGGAAACUUCCCUCUUUAUACACGCCAAGAUGGUCAGCUCUUUGCAAAGCUAAGUUGCGGUCCUGAGACGAAAUGUGUUGAGGGACAGAUAACCCGAAGGGCGUUACGCACAAUUGCUCCCAGAUAUUGA